AUGCUAGUACGUGGGAAAGAAGACUUCCUCUCAGAUGUAGCUUACAUCAUCCUGGAACUGGUCAUUGCGGUGCUGGCCAUCCUGGGGAACAUCCUGGUCUGCUGGGCAGUCUAUUUGAACAGCAACUUGCAGAACGUCACCAACUAUUUUGUGGUGUCCCUGGCUGCUGCUGACAUUGCCGUGGGCGUGCUGGCAAUCCCCUUUGCCAUCACCAUCAGCACUGGCUUCUGUGCCUUCUUCUAUGGCUGCCUUUUCAUUGCCUGCUUCGUCCUUGUCUUGACUCAGAGUUCGAUCUUCAGCCUCCUUGCUAUUGCCAUUGACAGAAUCAUUGCGAUCCGCAUACCCCUCAGGUACAAUGGCUUGGUGACUGGCUCUCGAGCUAAAGGUAUCAUUGCCAUCUGCUGGGUAUUAUCUUUCAUCAUCGGCUUGACACCAAUGCUAGGGUGGCACAAUCGCUCCCAGAUCGAAGAGCGGGGUUCCAAUAAGUCCUCUCCCAUCAACUGCAGCAACAGUAUGGUGGCAUGUCUCUUUGAGUCUGUGGUCACCAUGGAGUACAUGGUCUACUAUAACUUCUUUGCCUGUGUGCUCUUGCCCCUCCUCCUCAUGUUUGGUAUCUACUUGAAAAUCUUCAUGGCAGCCCGACGACAGCUGAAGCAGAUGGAGAACAAGAUGGUACACGGGGAACGUUCUCGCUCCACUUUGCAGAAGGAAGUCCAUGCAGCUAAGUCUUUAGCCAUCAUUGUUGGGUUGUUUGCAGUCUGCUGGCUUCCACUACAUAUUAUUAACUGCUUUACCCUUUUUUGCCCAAAUUGUGCCCAUGCUCCCCUCUGGCUGAUGUAUCUGGCUAUUAUCCUGUCUCAUGCCAACUCAGUUGUAAAUCCUCUAAUUUAUGCCUACCGAAUCAGGGAGUUCCGACACACCUUCCGCAAAAUCAUCAGCCAGCAUAUCCUGGGCAGGAAGGAGACAUUCAAAGCAGGAACAGCCAGCUCUAGGACUUCCACGCAUGGUGGGGACGCAGAGAACGCCAGCAUACGAAUCAGUGAGUAUGCAUUAGAGGUAUACACCAAUGGAGAGAUCCACAGGGAGUCUGAAAAGCAGGACUUAAACAAAUGUAAAGCCAGCUUGGAAUGGCACCAGAAUGGAAAUGCUCUGGACGUGGAGACAAACGGGCAUCUCCCACAUUCCUGCAAAAAUGGGAUUCUCUCAGAUGCAUGCAUGAAUAGGGAGCUUCACAGUGAAGAGCUAAUUGAUGCCCAGGUGUCUUACUCAGAUCUAGAAAGAGCAGCCUUCGCAGCAGCUGAUGUUUCCUGA
Messenger RNA from Fulmarus glacialis (Northern fulmar), 1311 nucleotides. RefSeq names its product adenosine A2a receptor (gene ADORA2A). The transcript is spliced from 2 exons. Lineage: Eukaryota; Metazoa; Chordata; Aves; Procellariiformes; Procellariidae. Bases 1 to 1311 code for a protein of 436 amino acids. Gene Ontology annotation, biological process: G protein-coupled adenosine receptor signaling pathway; adenylate cyclase-activating G protein-coupled receptor signaling pathway. The record is from RefSeq and is a predicted model, not a curated record. Gene Ontology annotation, molecular function: G protein-coupled adenosine receptor activity. Gene Ontology annotation, cellular component: membrane.